Messenger RNA from Guillardia theta CCMP2712, 753 nucleotides. RefSeq lists its product as hypothetical. Lineage: Eukaryota; Cryptophyceae; Pyrenomonadales; Geminigeraceae. The record is from RefSeq and is a predicted model, not a curated record. The transcript is spliced from 5 exons. Bases 1 to 753 code for a protein of 250 amino acids.
AUGUUCUCGAGCAGUGCUACCAUGUACUUGUCAUUCAACGUUCUUGCCGUCCUGUCACUUGUAGCCUGCCUGCUCCAGAAUUCGUUGGGGUUUCAAACGCUCACUGCAAGAGGUUUCCUUCGUGGCUCCAACCAAGUGAGAUGUCGGCGCCAAGCUUACUGUCGCAAAGUGAACAUCUUUAAGCUCAGAUGUAGCAAUGCUGAAGGUCUCAGGACACUCUUCAGCCCUCCUUGGUCGUGUCUAGAGAAGUGUGGGGCUUGCUGCUACCUCCUCCCAGAGGAAAGGGAUCUAGACUGCUUGUCCCCUGAGGAUCGAAAGAUAUACAUCGACAUGGCGGGGGAGGACGGAUGGUGCAAAAACUUUGACAAGGACAAGCACCUGUGCAGGAUCUACGAUGAACGGCCAGGGUUUUGCAGGAUGGAGAACAUCCAGAUGAUGUACAGCAUUGAAGAAGAAGAACUGGGAGACUUUGCUGCAGACGCUUGCAGGGACCACAUCGAUGAGCUGUACGGAGAGGACUCAAUCACCCGGAUCAAGUUCGACAUGCUGCAAGAGAAGGUUAGAGAAUCUAGUGGAUGGAGCACUCCGCCGAGAUCUGAGGAGGGUGACGUUGACUUGGAAGAGUUGUUGAGAACAAGGGAGGAGCUGCACAAAGUGAUCGAGUCUGGAGUCCCCGACGAUGAGAGAACGGGGAUGAAGGAGAUCUUAAGGGUGCUGAACGAGGCGAUCGAUGCAAAGAGGAAGGAGACGUAG